Molecule: messenger RNA, 1280 nt
Organism: Bradysia coprophila
Lineage: Eukaryota; Metazoa; Arthropoda; Insecta; Diptera; Sciaridae
Source: RefSeq, a predicted model, not a curated record
CAAACGAACCAUCAGAAGACAUUUUGUUUUUUCGAAAUCAAAAUUUUUGCUCCUGACCAUUUUAUUUUAUUUCGUUUCGUAGAGUGGCCAAAACGUAUUAAUUGGCAAAAUAAGGUUUUACCUGUGAUUUUACAUUAGAAAUAAUUGUUUGUGUGGUUAAACGAUUCCGUGCAUUCAUUUAAAUAAAUAAACAAAAAUAAAAAGAAUUCCAAAGAUGGCUCUCAAUGUUGCUUUGCCUUUAUCUGGUCUAUCAGAACUAAUGUACGAUCGUUGUGCCCUGCUAUCGCCGAUAGGGCAAGACUUUGAAGAUAAUUUGGAAUUAUUGGUGACACCAUACGGAAGCAGUGAAUCAAGUGAAUCCGGAAUCGGAUCCAACGAAAGCAAGAACACAAAAUCAGUGUCCGAAGAUGAUGAAACACCAUCGACUCCGUCCGCUUCACCACCAUCGUCGCCAGCAUCGCCAAUGUUGGAAAAAGAAUUGACUGCCGAAACUCCAGCUGCUGUCGACGAGAUGGUCGAGGUAAAAAUUGGAUAUGCAGGCCGUGACAUACUCGAUCUCGCCAAAAAUCUCACGGACAGUUCAUGGAAAUUCCAGUACGCCGAUUUGCCGAACAACAAUGUGACGAUGUUCAUGCAGAAUCGAUCGCAGUACCAUCGUCUCGGAGCCGAUGGACUCAAUUGCGAAUAUGACUUAGCUACAUGCGCCGAAUGUACCUUUCAAUUUCCAGUUAUGUCGAACGACAAAGCUCAACCGAAAAUGCCUUCCAUCAAGAUGUACAAACACUUCUAAAGUAAGUAAAUGCGUGGACGGAACUAUUUAUAAUAACGAAAAUGAGAUGGGGAGAGAAGGAGAAGAAGAAGAAGCAGAAAAAAUAUAUCAAAAAAAAUUCAGAGGCAGUAGGAGGAGGAGGAGGAGGAGAAGAAGAAGAAGCGAUAAAUUUUGACGAAAUGAAUCAUUGGACGAGAUUUGUGUUCCUGGAAAAAAAUUAUUUUUUUAAAAAAAUUAUUACAAAUUUUAGAGAGGAGAGAGAGAGAGAGAAAUUAUUUCCACCUUCCAUCAUGUAUCUGAAGUAGGGGAGCCUGUUUAUUUGUUUUUUUUUUUUUUUUCGGUGGUUAGUCAUUGCUCAAAUAAUUGUUAACGCGAGAUUUAUACCUUUUGUGGUUCAAUUUAGGUUUCAAAAAUUUGUGUUUUUAUGAUUUUUCGCAAAUGUGUUUAUAUCACCGAAUGUCUCAGGUGACAAAUUAUUUUUGUUCAAAUCUACAUAGAUUGAUAGAAUCGA